This is a messenger RNA of Aquila chrysaetos chrysaetos, 6145 nucleotides long. RefSeq names its product transcription factor HES-5-like. Gene Ontology annotation, cellular component: nucleus. Gene Ontology annotation, molecular function: DNA-binding transcription factor activity, RNA polymerase II-specific; RNA polymerase II cis-regulatory region sequence-specific DNA binding; protein dimerization activity. The transcript has 4 exons. NCBI's taxonomy places the organism in Eukaryota, Metazoa, Chordata, Aves, Accipitriformes, Accipitridae. The coding region runs from base 4771 to 5256 and encodes 161 amino acids. Gene Ontology annotation, biological process: regulation of neurogenesis; regulation of transcription by RNA polymerase II; anterior/posterior pattern specification. The record is from RefSeq and is a predicted model, not a curated record.
UCAAAUACAGGACCGAUUUCCUCCUGCCAGCUUGGAGAUGCUCUGCUGUAGGGGAGGCAUUGCCUCAGCUCAGCUUUGCCCAGAAGAAUAACAUGGUUUUUUGCUAGGACUCCCCAUGGAGUCACUGAGAGAUACCAAGAGACUCUGCUACCAGGCGUCGCUUGUCGCUCAGUACCUCUGUCUUGCUGUUCUUUUUAUCAAAGGCUGGCCUGCCCAAAUAUGACGGCAACCAUUGCAGCACAUCACCCGUAGUGGUACGGCAGGGCACCGACUCCCUAGCCCCACGUGUCAGCUGGUGUGCUUUCCUUGAGCAAACGUGGAAAAACCAAGCUUUGAAACACAACCAGUGCAGGUCCCGUUCAGGCAGCCAUCAUCGUAGUUUUGCAACGGGAUUUUUGCGCCUCUUUGCUGCACAGCGCUGAGGGAAAAAGAUGGCUCCUACGGACCAUGAGGAUAGCAUGAUACUUUUGUAUGACCCUUAUAUAGAUGUAUAGGAGCUGGGCUCGGCUUUUAAGAAAAUUAGAUCAGAUUUUAUACCAGUAAUACUGUGGGGAAGCUUUUAUCUUCAUUAAUACUUCUAAACUAUUCUGUGUUGCUUGGAUGACAGAAAGGGGGAACAAUAGACCAGAUGCUGGUAUUGGUAUUUGGUAGGUGAAAAUUCAGGCUCAAAUUUUGCUGAUUAGGAUUUUGAUAAAUUCCACUGUAGGUGUAGAGGUAAUUUGUAUUUACACCAGUUUACCGGAGAUCAGGAAAUAGCUCUGGAGGUACGAAAGCUGCAGGCCAAAUCUAGCAGUCUGCUUCACUCUUCAUGGAGUCCAAAGUUUCUGCUGACUUCAGUGAGGAUCCAGGUAAGGUCCUUAGGAUUGGACCCAUUUUAUUUUUCACCUCAGGAUGGUCUGUAGGGCUCGGCACUAAUUGAGUCUCCUACAUUUUGCUGCCUUUCCCGUUCUCUAUUCAGAAGCAUUACUCUGUCCCUGCUCCCAAGCGUUUUUAGCUUUCUAAAUGACUUACUAGCAUAAGGCUAUGGAAGAUUGUGUACUUUUGAGUUUCCCACACCAUUUCUUAACCAUAUUCAUUCCAGCCACAAAGGAAGUGUGCCUGACUACAAACCACAUUAGCAACGGUGCUUGCCUCUGCAUUGUGUUCAGUGGGAAACCCUGCUCCCAAAAGGCCAUCUGGGCAGCACGUAUCAGGAGGGAGGCAAUGGGAGAGCAGUGAGCAUCUCUCAAGACUUGGGAAAGCAGCAGCGUCUUUAAGUCUUCCUAAAGAGCUAACAUCUGGCAGAGAUUCUGGGGGAAGGCUAUUGCUAAUGCCGUAUUUCAAACGUGUUAUCCAGAUCCAGUAUCUUGGGACCCUAAUAAGUUUUCUAUGCAAUACGGUGUAUGUUUGGAACCAUAGUAGAAGGUGUGUAAUUCAGAAUUCAUUAUCCUUAGCGUAAAGUCCACUGACUCUGCUAACUUUAUAAUAGGGAGGAAUUUUUGUUACCACUUUUCUUCAGGAUUUCCAGCCAAAGCAGAAGCAGAGCAUCUAUUUGGGGUAAUUGAGCAUCUAAUUUGAGUAACUCUCCCAAGAUGGUCAGUAAUUGGCUAAUUUUUCCCCUGACAGACUGUGAAACUGAAAAGGAAAUAAAAAGCUAUUUUAAAUAUAUAUUUUUAUUUCAGAUGCUUUAAAAUUCACGUGUGACACAGGGGGAGGAAGUAGGAACCUCAGUGGAUUUACCAUCUGGGGGAGAUUUUGCUACAUUCACCUCACAAUAAUACAUUGAACACUGUAAUUUUUAUUAUCACACACGUUCUAAAUAUGUGGGGCCUCCAGCCUCUAUGGUUAAGUGAAUUUCUCGAGGCCACAGAAGAUCAUUUAGCAUUCAGCCUGCUCAGUAUCAGGCUUUGGCUCAGUUUGGAUCCUCACGGAGAAGAAAUUUUGAGCCCUUGACCCGUGUGGAGUGCACAGCCACUACCGCAGUGCGAUCAGGUAAAGUGUUGGCACAACUAUCUCCUACUCCUUUCCAUUUGGCUUUGGACUGGCCACAUGUGGGGCAGCAGAGCUGUUCUGGAAUCGCCGCUAGGAAAGCCAGUACUGCCUUUGCUGGACUAUGUUUUUUUCCUAAGGGACCCGAGCUCACGUUGCUCUGAAAGCAGCAUGCGGGUGAUAAAAUGAGGGUACAGGCAUCAAGGGGCUCGCCACAUCCAGACGGCGUGAGGCACGGAGCAUGGUGUGCCUUCACCUGCUCUCAGCCUUGUGCUCCACUGAGCCCGUGGCAGAGUUCGAGGCAGGAAAUCUGAAGGCUUGGGUUACAGCGACAAUGCCUAACCAUGUAAUUACUAAACAGCAGGAGAAAAAAAGGUCCAUCGCAUCUCAAGCGCGCGCAGUAAACAGACACGGAACAGGACUUGAUGCUUGUGAUCCUGGAAAAAAUCAAGUGGGCAUUUUUAUCCAUACAAAUCCUUCCUUCAAGAAGGUACAUGGAAGUUACUUUCUUGGAGCAAGAAAGGAGAUAGAGGUUUUCAUUCUCUUUUAACUUGAGCUAGAUGUUGUAAUAGCGGAUUAAGCAAAAUUUCUAGCAAGACCAAGGAGAGUAAGGUGGUUCAGGCUAGCAUGACUCUUCCCUUGGAGUUAACUUUGUAAUCCCCUGGGUCCUGAGUGGAUAAGUAAGAGGUUCACGUGUAAAAUCCUGCUGUAGCAAUCCCAGGUGGAAUCAGCAGUGGCAGACGUGGGGGUGGCAAUGCCUUCAGCCUGAUCUGGAUCGGCUGAGGGGCUGCAGGCAGCUGCCCCAGCGCAGGCAGCGAGAGCCACUCUGGGCUCUCACCUCUCCCCCUCACACCUUCAGAACUACUGCGAAAAUCCCAGAAACGGCCAGAGCCUGCAAACGUGACAGAAGAAAGCCGAAGGCAGACCAAGUCACUCAAGUCACGCAUCUGCUCUACUACAGUUUUAUCAUGGGAAGUUAAUUUGUCCUCCCCCAAAAUAAAAGUCCUGCGAUGCAGGAAUGCAAUAAUGCACAGAUUCCUGAGAAGCAGGCUUAGUUUCUUGUUGUGUACUGUGGGUAAUUGCAGAGAAGGCACCUGACACUUUAAACAGCUUUGUUGGACUAAAACUGGAGCGCCUGUUUAUGUGACUUGCACCGGAAGGGGAAAUUAUUGCUGGUUUUAUAGCUGCUUACUAGUGAGUUAAUCUGGAAAACAGAAACUGUCUCUAGCAAAACUGCUAGCGGAGCCUGCUGAUCACAGGAUUGGCAUAUUUCUUCUUCAUGCGCUUGAUUAACGAGCUCAAGAAGUGAGUUACUACCCAGGAGUUUCUGUUUCAGAGAAUCUCCCCAAGAGGGAUGCAGAGAGCGAAAGAUUGGUUUCAGAGGUGGCAUUACAUGGGCUCAAAGAUAAUCCACAAGCUUUGAGGAGAACAUGUGAAAUGGUGUCACAAAAGCUUUCCCACAACUUGACAUAAAAGACUCAGAGCUCAACAGCUGCUGCUCUGUACGAAAAGAAGGGAGCCUAUUCAAGAGCAGUACAAUAGGGAUGGAAAAGCAGAUCCUGGAAGAGGUCAUUUAAGCCUUACCUGGUCUUACGAAUAAUGAGUUGCAGAGUGAGAGAGAACUGUGUCCGUGUGUCUGUGUGUAUGUGUAUUCACAUUAAAAGACAUGCAUGACCACACACAUAUAUAUUAAUAUAUACACUAAUACAUAUACACAUACAUUAAUGUAAACACAAACAGUAUAUUAAUAUAUACACUAAUACACAUACAUUAAUGUAAACACAAACAGUAUUUACUUACUACAGCAAGAGAUCCCCAAACAUAAGCCCUAACAUUACUUGACAGUAAUUUAUCCGAUUAUUAUUAUUAUUAUUCCUGUAUUGAAUCUUAUAGAGGGAGAUACUGAUGCUCACAGAGAAGUGUGUUGAACUGAUUAGGUGACAUCAUAGCACGUUUGGAGUAAAUCUGGGACCAGAACGCGUGGUUCUAGAUGUGUGAUUAAUGCUGCUGCCUGCCCGCUUCGCCCUUCUUGUAGUAUAACAGGGCAACAUUGCUGUCAGCCUUGCUCCGCACCGUCCGGGCUGCACAUCCAGAGGAUGCAGAAAACACUCUGCUGCCAUUUCCUUCUUCAGCUGUUUGUGGGAGGUUAGAGCUCGUAAAAGAAAGCAGUACUUGCACCAGCAGAAGGCAGGAUAAAUGCAGGCGGAUCUGGUUCAAGUUUUCCAAUAUGAAUCUCUGGCUGUGUGUUUAUAGAAUACAAAUAGCAAGACCGUUAACUCCUCCAGCUGCAGGCACCUAUUGAGCAAAGACUGUGCAUCUCAAUGCAGAAACUGGCCCAGUGGAGAAUAAUGAGGAAUCAGGAAUUUGAUUUCUAAUAAGUUUAUGGGCUAUGUAAAUUUCUCCUGCACUCCGUUUUCCUUUGUGCAUGGAUUAAAUGAAAAUAAUUAGAGUAAAACAUGUUUUGAGGAGGGAGUGAGAAAGCAGCAUGUGAGACUGAACUGAUCCCAAAACAGUCUGAGAUCCUUCUCACGGAUUUAUCUUGAAGGUAUUUGAAAAUGGAAACAUAAAGCGCUUGUGACGUGGCUUGAGAGUAUUCUGAAGAGGUGCGUAAGAUACCAAGGGAAGAGAACAAAGAUCAAAACAGAAAACGUUUUCAGUAACUGCGUGUACUUACAAUUAAGAGUAUUUAUUUGCAGUGAGCCAAACGGGAAAAGCUUUCUUCUGUUUCACAUGGGCAAAACUGGUGUCACAGUCACCUGAGGGAGAACGACUGGCUCUGGCUUAUAGAGAAAACAAGGACAGAUGGCUCCCAGCACUGUUUUCAUGGAGCCCGACAACCUGCUGACACCAAAGGAGAAAAACAAACUGAGGAAGCCGGUGGUGGAGAAAAUGCGUCGUGACCGGAUUAACAGCAGCAUCGAGCAGCUGAAACUGCUCCUGGAGAAGGAGUUUCAGAGACACCAGCCCAACUCCAAGCUGGAGAAAGCCGACAUCCUGGAGAUGACUGUCAGCUACCUGAAGCAGCAGAGCCAGCUGCAGAUGAAGACUGCAGGAUCCUUCCAUAAAAGCUCUCAGUUCGACUUCAGAGAGGGCUACUCUAGGUGUUUGCAAGAAGCUUUCCAUUUCCUCUCUCUUCACAAAGUCCGAACUGAAACACAGACCAAACUUUUAAGCCACUUCCAGAAGAGCCAGUCAGCUGCUACGGAGGUCUCCUUUUCCCCUGGGAACCCCAGCACCCUGAAGCAAGCAUCUCCGAAAGAUGCCAGUACUCUCUGGAGGCCCUGGUAGUCGGGGGAGUCCUUACUUCACGGACCUCUGCCUUUUACAGUCCAGAGGAAGGAUCUGACUGCAUCUGAUAGUCCAGCUCUGAUCCUCUCUCCUGUAGGGAAUUUUAUUUCCCCGUGUAUUUUAUUUAUGUGUGAAAGGAAUGGCAUACUUUUGACUUUUACGGGAUCCUUUGGCAAAAGUUCAGGCAUUCUGUUGAGUGGUAUUGAAGCUGUGUAGGUACUGCUGCUAACAGUAACACAGCAUGCUGCCCAGUCAGGGGGUGAAUGUCUUCAAAAUGAAGGAGGGUAUUUUUGUAAAUGUUACAGUUGUGACGGACAAGAAUUGCUGUAGGAGAGAUUUCUCUCAUAUUGCUUGUAAGAGCCAUCAGCUUUGCUCUGGCUUGACUAGUGGCACUUGUUUGCUCAGUCACUCCGGAGGAUAAAUUUACUACCCUUUGGUUCAUGCACACUUGAUUAAAAUCAAUUUCCCUCUGUUUGCUUAUAACUUCUACAGCAUCAAAGAUGGUUUUUGUUUUGUUUUGGAUUUUUCCCCAAUGACCCUUUCAUAGUCCUAGUAUAUAAAGUGUGAUGGAUGAACAGAAGCUAGGAAACUAUGUGGAAUAUUUCUACUGUUUUGCUGCUUUUUUCAAUUUAGAAAAAGAAUAUGUUACUGCUUUAUGUUAAAGAAAAGGUAGUAGGUAAAAGGCUUGAUUUGUCAAUGUUAUACAUUCUGGGUGUAAGCUAUGCUUUUUCUAGCAUUUUCAUUAUAAUAAUGAUUUUUGUCUGUUUUGAGUGGUUUAAUUCAUGGUGGAUAGCGUUUCUCCCACUACUGGGACAGCCCUAUGGCUUACAUGCAUACUAUGUAUGCGUCUCUGUGUUUGUAGAGAGCAAUAAAAUGCAUUUGUGUGCAA